UAAAAAAUCGUUAAGUUUCGUUAAAUUUUGGUGAUCAAAAAAACCAAAAACGCACGGCGUGUGCAGCCGAAAAUUGAAAGUCCUCUCGUGAAUGAAGAUAUCCGAGGUGUUCCACGUUAGUGAAUAUUCCAGUAAGUUCAUAACUAGAAUUUAUAAAGAAAGCCGAUAAAACCAUGGAUAUUGUGGCGCCACUGAAAACGUUCCUGGGAACCAAGGAAAUCGACAGCACGAAUACGGUUUGGCGGCUGCACAACCGUGCAACGGUUUAUCUGUUGGCCUUUUUCACCAUCCUUCUUUCGGCCCGGGUAUAUUUCGGUGAACCGAUCGACUGCAUCUCAACUGCCCCACCGGAUGUGAAAAAAAGUAUGAACACCUACUGCUGGAUUCUGGGGACGUUCAUUAGUCGGGAUCCUAAGUUUGUACAUGCUAGCUGGGAUUACAUAGAGAUUGGAGAAAAGAUGGGCCAUAUUCCGAUGGAAGAACGAUUGUACCAGAAAUAUUACCAGUGGGUUCCUUUUGUGCUGGCGAUACAAGCGUUUCUGUUCUCGGUUCCAAAAUAUCUUUGGAAGUUUUACGAAGGCAAACGGAUGCAAACUUUGUGCGAGGAUUUAACAUCGGUUCUAUAUCCUACGUCAUGGAACGUCAAGCGCAAGUACAAUACGCUGUGUUACCUCACACAGGAAUCCGGCAAGUCUCAUACCGGUUAUGCGCUCGUGUUUCUGGGCUGUGAAAUGUUUAACUUUGUCGUCGUACUGGUUAACAUGAUGCUGAUGAAUUUCAUAUUCGGCGGUUUCUGGAACAGUUAUCAACCGGCGAUGCGUGCGUUACUAUCACUGGAGAUGAACUCCUGGACAUCAUACAAUUCAUUAGUCUUUCCAAAACUAGCAAAAUGCGAUUUCCAUAUGAUUGGACCAAGCGGAUCAAAGCAAAAUUUCGAUGCGCUCUGUUUGUUGCCGCAAAAUAUUGUAAAUGAAAAAAUUUUUGCUUUCCUCUGGUUGUGGUUCAUAAUUUUGGCUGUCGUUUCCGGGGGAAAUUUCGGAUUCCGUUUGACUCAGGUUUGCUGCGAAAGCGUCCGUUUUCAGCUACUCUACUCUCAACUGGAACCGAUCAGCUAUCAACGAUUGAAGAGAGUUGUUCGCGAUGCUAGCUUCGGCUAUUGGUUCAUACUCUAUCAGAUGUCUCGAAAUGUUAACAAAUCAAUAAUGAGACAGAUCAUCAAAGAACUCUCCAAGUGUAACCGAUCUGUACAAAGUCAACAGAAUUUGGAGCGUUAUCUUUCGCAGCAAAAUAUUGAACAACAGCAGCAGCAAGAGGACGUGGCAAUUGAUAUUCUGGACAAGGAAAACGAUGAGUUAGAAGACGACGAAGUCACAGUAUAAUGGGAAUGAAAGAAUUGGACAAUUCAUUAUCGAUUUCAUUUUGGUUGAAUUUGUUAUAAAAUAGGUGAAGGGGAUUAUUUUUCUUUUUUGUUACAAUCAAUUGUCAAUACAGUAGAUUUCUGUAUUCUGGAAAACUACGGGUGUGAUUUUGCAAAAACCGUUCUACAAUUAUUUGUAGGUGACUGACUGUAGAAACGGAGAAUGCUGCCAUUUAGCUGUAAAACUUGUAUAUUAUAAAAAUGAAAAAUGUUAGAGAAAAGGUUAUUUAUAUUACUCUUUUAAA
Molecule: messenger RNA, 1662 nt
Organism: Uranotaenia lowii
Lineage: Eukaryota; Metazoa; Arthropoda; Insecta; Diptera; Culicidae
Product: innexin inx4-like
Exons: 3
Coding region: 174-1379 (401 amino acids)
Biological process (GO): phototransduction
Cellular component (GO): plasma membrane; gap junction
Molecular function (GO): gap junction channel activity
Source: RefSeq, a predicted model, not a curated record